GCCUGUCGGCGGGGCGCGAGGGACGCCGGGAAGUCAGGCGGGCGGGAGGCGGCGGGAAGAGCCGGCGGGCCGUGGUACCGGCAGCGGGAGGCGGCAGGAUGGUGAAACUGACGGCAGAGUUGAUCGAGCAGGCGGCUCAGUACACCAACGCCGUGCGGGACCGCGAGCUGGACCUCCGGGGGUAUAAAAUUCCUGUCAUUGAAAAUCUAGGUGCUACCUUAGACCAGUUUGAUGCUAUUGACUUUUCUGACAAUGAAAUCAGGAAACUGGAUGGUUUUCCUUUGUUAAGAAGACUGAAAACAUUAUUAGUAAACAACAAUAGAAUAUGCCGUAUAGGUGAGGGACUUGAUCAGGCUCUACCCUGUCUGACAGAACUCAUUCUCACCAACAAUAGUCUUGUGGAACUGGGUGAUCUGGACCCUUUGGCAUCUCUCAAAUCACUGACUUACCUAAGUAUUCUAAGAAAUCCUGUAACAAAUAAGAAGCAUUACAGACUGUAUGUAAUUUAUAAAGUUCCACAAGUCAGAGUACUGGAUUUCCAGAAGGUGAAACUAAAAGAGCGUCAGGAAGCAGAGAAAAUGUUCAAGGGCAAACGGGGUGCACAACUUGCAAAGGAUAUUGCCAGGAGAAGCAAAACUUUCAACCCAGGUGCUGGUUUGCCAACUGACAAGAAGAAAGGUGGGCCAUCUCCAGGAGAUGUAGAAGCAAUCAAGAAUGCUAUAGCGAAUGCGUCUACCCUGGCUGAAGUGGAGCGGCUGAAGGGCUUGCUGCAGUCCGGGCAGAUACCUGGCAGGGAACGCAGAUCAGGCCCCACUGAUGAUGGAGAAGAGGAGAUGGAAGAAGACACAGUCACAAAUGGGUCCUGAGCAAUGUGGCCUGAGUAUCUGCAGGAUGUGUACUACGCCUCCUUGGGACAAGUCCUGCUUGUUGAACUUGGAAUAAUAGCUUUGUUUGGGUCAGCAAAGUGGAGUUCAUAAGCAUUGUUGAAAUGCUUAAGACUGCUGCUGGUAAUUUUGUAAUAUUAUUAAUUUUGAAAUCUAAAUGCCAGUUUUCUACAAAUAGUAAAAACACAGCGACGUUCACUGUGCUGCCAAGUUGCCUGUCUUGGUGGGGAGGUGCAGUGCAGUGAGGUAUAUGGACGUGUGGAUGUUGGAAAUGCCGGAGGGCGGUGUUUCUGAGUACGCUUCCCAGGCCUCUAUAAAAUGUUUAGAUUUUUAAAUUCUUAAUAAAACUCAGGAUUAUCUGUGUGCUGCCA
Messenger RNA from Mustela erminea (ermine), 1255 nucleotides. It is a transcript of the gene SNRPA1, whose product is annotated as small nuclear ribonucleoprotein polypeptide A'. Lineage: Eukaryota; Metazoa; Chordata; Mammalia; Carnivora; Mustelidae. The coding region runs from base 99 to 866 and encodes 255 amino acids. Gene Ontology annotation, biological process: mRNA splicing, via spliceosome. The record is from RefSeq and is a predicted model, not a curated record. Gene Ontology annotation, molecular function: U2 snRNA binding; protein binding. Gene Ontology annotation, cellular component: U2 snRNP. The transcript is spliced from 9 exons.